AAGAACUAUGGAGUGGAUUUUAUAGACCAAAACCCUUAGUUAAAAUUGCUCAAAACCUUUUCAGUUACUGCCUAGCAACAAAGGAGGAAGGAAGGAAGGAAGAGAUAAAUCCCAUUCCUGAAUGCAACUGAACCACAACAUUCUAGCACUUGCUGCUUAACAUUAUCGCUAGAAAUAUGGAUACUGAGAAGAGAAUACAGCACUGCAUUGUCCGACAAGGGAAAUACCAGAUGUAAAAGCUUCAAUGCAUCAAUUGUCAGGAACAGACAACCCUCCUCGGAACACAAGCAAGAACUACUGUUCUUUCAUUUGAAAGAUGAACAAAAGACCCCAAGAAAUGGACACUUAUAAGCAAGGAAGGUAACACAGCAACGAGCAGACAGAUGGACAGAUUGGAUACCGUGAAAAGCAAUCGCAGGAAGCAGACGUUUGGGAGAUGUGCGCAUGUUCGAUAGCAUCUUUUUUUGCUGAAGUGAUGGCGUGCAAAAACUAUUUUCAGUGGGCAUAAUCCUCUCAACGUAAAUGGCCUAACCAAGGAAGCUGGGUGACCCUUCUGCUGAGAAUUACUCAAUGUGAAUAUAACAGAAGAUGAAUACCAAAGAAUAGCAGUGGAUUCAAAAGGAAAGGAAAAAGCAUUUUGUUCAACCAUUAUCUCACAUCCCAUUGUUGGAUAUGUACAACAUGCUUCAGUGGAGAAGACGACACUGCUGUUUUGCAAAAAUGACGUGGAAUGCCAAAAGGUCUCUGUUUCGCACCCAUCUUAUUGGUCUGCUUUCUCUCGUGUUUCUUUUUGCUAUGUUUCUGUUCUUUAAUCAUCAUGACUGGCUGCCAGGCAGGGCUGGAUUCAAAGAAAAUCCUGUGGCUUACACUAUUCGAGGAUUUAGGUCUACAAAAAGCGAGACAAACCACAGCUCUCUGAGGAAUAUUUGGAAGGAUACAGUCCCUCAGACUCUUAGGCCUCACACAGUCACUAAUUCCAACAACACUGACCUGUCACCACAAGGAGUAACUGGUUUAGAGAAUACACUCAGUGCCAAUGGAAGUAUUUAUAAUGAGAAAGGUACUGGACAUCCAACUUCAUAUCAUUUUAAAUAUAUAAUAAAUGAGCCCGAAAAAUGCCAGGAGAAGAGUCCUUUUCUAAUACUACUCAUAGCUGCAGAACCAGGCCAAGUGGAAGCUAGACAAGCUAUUCGGCAAACGUGGGGUAAUGAAAGCCUGGCACCGGGUAUCCAAAUUAUUCGCAUUUUUUUGCUGGGCUUAAGCAUUAAACUAAAUGGAUACCUUCAACGUGCCAUACUGGAGGAAAGCAGACAAUACCAUGACGUUAUUCAACAAGAAUAUUUAGACACUUAUUAUAACUUAACUAUUAAAACUCUUAUGGGGAUGAACUGGGUUGCCACCUACUGUCCAAAUGUUCCUUAUGUUAUGAAAACUGACAGUGAUAUGUUUGUCAAUACUGAGUAUUUAAUACAUAAGCUUCUGAAGCCAGAACUGCCUCCAAGGCACAAAUAUUUUACAGGUUACCUAAUGAGAGGGUAUGCACCUAAUAGGAACAAGGAUAGCAAGUGGUAUAUGCCACCUGAUCUGUAUCCAAGUGAGCGUUACCCUGUAUUCUGCUCAGGAACUGGUUAUGUCUUUUCUGGAGAUUUGGCAGAAAAGAUAUUUAAAGUCUCUUUAAGUAUCAAACGCUUGCACUUAGAGGAUGUAUAUGUGGGGAUCUGUCUUGCCAAGUUGCGAAUUGACCCUAUGCCCCCACCCAAUGAGUUUGUCUUCAAUCACUGGCGAGUUUCUUAUUCCAGCUGUAAAUAUAGCCACCUAAUUACCUCCCAUCAGUUCCAGCCUAGUGAACUGAUCAAAUACUGGAACCACUUACAACAAAAUAAGCACAAUGCUUGUGCCAAUGCAGCAAAAGAAAAAGCUGGCAGGUACCGCCAUCGUAAACUGCAUUAAAAAGGACAAUACUCCCUCUAUAAAAGUAUCCCAUGUGCAAUUUGUAAAUAUUGCUGAAAGCAUGUACAGUGAAAACGGAUGAGCUUAAUGGGAAAGUCUUUAGUUAAGCCCUCAUCACAUAAUGGAGUUUGAAAAUUAUUUUUUUAAUUUUAGAAGAGUAUAAUUCUUGAAGAUAGUAAUAUUAUGAAACUAUAACCAAAAGGUUUUCCAAACAAAUUCGAGGAAAAAGAGAUGGUAUACAAGGAUUUUUCUGUGUUAAUGUGCAAUAAUAAGCAUGCACACUUUGGUGGUACACUUGCUAUUUUAUGUGCCAAUAAAAUAUAAUUGAGCAUA
Malaclemys terrapin pileata is the source of this 2283-nucleotide messenger RNA. RefSeq names its product beta-1,3-galactosyltransferase 2 (gene B3GALT2). Gene Ontology annotation, cellular component: membrane. Gene Ontology annotation, molecular function: N-acetyl-beta-D-glucosaminide beta-(1,3)-galactosyltransferase activity. The transcript is spliced from 2 exons. The record is from RefSeq and is a predicted model, not a curated record. NCBI's taxonomy places the organism in Eukaryota, Metazoa, Chordata, Testudines, Emydidae. Bases 673 to 1950 code for a protein of 425 amino acids.